Molecule: messenger RNA, 2277 nt
Organism: Diprion similis
Lineage: Eukaryota; Metazoa; Arthropoda; Insecta; Hymenoptera; Diprionidae
Product: lipopolysaccharide-induced tumor necrosis factor-alpha factor-like
Exons: 4
Coding region: 211-771 (186 amino acids)
Molecular function (GO): zinc ion binding
Source: RefSeq, a predicted model, not a curated record
CGCGAUUACGUGAGAUUCUAGUGUUAUAUCGUUAAACCAUAUUAAUAACGGUUAGGUGAUUCGACGGUGACGUAUUUUCCACGCUGGUAGGCGUUUUUACACUUACUAAUUGAACAGACGGUCACCUAAGUAGUCGAUUUCAUUUCAACUUCGACGGCCGAAGCACAAGGAAGAUAAUUUCAGCAGAGCUCAAAUUUUUACAACCACAAAAUGGAGAAAAAUCAACUGAUGGGAAGUGGAUUACCACCACCAACUGCUCCACCCUCAUAUGACGAAGCUGUCGCCAAUACCGCUGCAGGACCUCGCCUUUAUCCUCCACCUUCUUCCGCUCCGUACCCAACAGCUGACACAGCGAUGCCAUUGCCUGGAUCUUACAAUCCACCGCCAGCAGCAAUGCCAAUGCCAAUGCCAAUGCCAGAGACACACAGUCAACCGCAAUCAUUCCAGCCACGACCUGCCGCUCCAUAUCCUCAACAACAAAACACAGCUCCACAGUCUUAUGUGACACCUGCUCAGAUACAAGUUGUUCAACGAACAGUUACUUAUGCAGUUGGACCAAACCCAAUAAAAAUGUUGUGUCCUAAUUGUCGGGCAGAUAUAAAAACAACUACGGUAUCGGAACAUCAAACGAACGCUCACAUCUGUUGCAUAAUUUUAUGUUUACUUGGGUGUUGCUUGUGUUCAUGUUUGCCGUAUUGCAGUAAUGCAUUUGUCAAUAUUCACCAUUCGUGUCCCAACUGUAAGGCUUACAUCGGCACAUAUAAGGCUUAAAUUUCGUGAUUGUCACAAUAGUUAAGUUUAACCUUGGAGUAGUGGAAUAAUUAUUCUACAGUUACAGAUCGAGGUGAAACCUUGGCCGUUUUUGACUAGGAAGAACAUGUACUGUUCUUUAUAUAUUUAUAUAUAUAUAUAUAGAUGUUAAACAUUCAAUCAUAGACGUAGAAAUUUUCUUUUAUAUAAAUUCUAUUAGAGAUAGAUGGAACGUAUAAUUUUGUAAUCCCAAUUAUUUCUACAAUUGCUUAUCCUUUCGAUGAAUGUUUGUAGAAUUCUUGAAAAACGUUCAAUUGAUGCAAAACGCAUUCCGUUGAUUCUGAAACAAUCUCGCUUCAUUGCCAUUGGGAAUAUUCAGAGGUUGAUUGAGCUGAUCUGAGCUUUUCUUGUAUACGUAAAUCCUUGCCGAUAAGAAUUGAUAGUCAAAAGAAAAGAUUGUUAUUGACACCUCAUUUGCCCUAUAUUCACUAUUGUUACUGGACAUUAGGUUUCUUGAUUUAGUCGUACCGAAAAUAGUUUGGUGAUUCAUUGUAUGGGAACACAGAAUUCUUGCAUUCUGGUUGCCCAUUACAUUUUACUAUGCGCAUAAAAUCAAACUCACACGGUGAAACUACUACUAGUUUCAUUUUUGAUAAUUCUUUCUUUUUUGCGUAUGUACAAAAGUAUUGAGUAUUUGAAGAACACUGCAUUUUCGUCGAAUCCGAAGAAUACAAGCGUAAGCAAACAUAAAGAAAAUGACCAGUGAAAAUGCACCGCUUUUACUUUACUCUGCUGGUUUAUAAGUUUUGUGCUAGAUACUUGAUCGUUAAACAUUUACAGGAGUCUUGGAAAUUGAGUGAAUAGUAAAUACUAUAUCUGUAUCAGGAUGUUGGUUGAUAAUACAGUGUUUGUUGACGUACUUGCAAAUUGUUGCGCCACACGUGAUUCGUUAUGCGAAUAUCUAAUUACAAAAAAAGUGUGUCUUUUAGCAACUUCUAUUCAGCUCACAGAAAUAUUUCCACCUCUCAUAUCAACGAGGCGGAUAAAAAUGUGAAAAUCACAUGUGUGUUUAGUUGAAUGUUAAAAGGGCUGUGAGAAAUUGAAUGUUUGGAGAGGAUGUGGCCUGUGUACCCUGCUGUUAUUUUUCAAAGAAACAUGUAUUAAACAUAAGUUUUAUAUUUUUAUAUUAAGCCUUUUUGAUUGUUCGUAUUCAAAGAUUUUGACAAAAAAUAUUUCGACGUAUUAAAUUGGAUACGAAUAUCUAAACUGCUUGCAAUUAGGAAGUAAGUGCGUAUGUAUAUAUAAUUUGAAGAGGAAGUAAAAAAAAACUACCAAUUUGGUCCGGGUUUAAUUUUUAUUAAACAACAGGCCAUUCUAUCUAUGUUAUCAUCAGUUUUCCAUUCAUUUUCGACUUCAUUGAUCAGCUGUGAAGUUUUUAUUUUUCUACUUCAAACGAGAUAUGUAUAACUAAGUGUUCAAUGCUAGUUAUAAGUCUGCAUUCAUAGGUAAAAAUUUACUUUGUUAAGA